CCCAGCUUCAACUCAACCCCCCAGAGCUCGCCAAACAGACUUUCUUGAUCGCCAUGUUAUGAUCUUGAUACUUAAUCUAGACGCUCCAAGUCGCCGAAUAUACGAGGGUGGUUUCUCACAAACCACUUCUUUGCGCCCUCAAAUCACACCGCUGUCAUGAUCGCUCCUAUCGCCUGGGCCGUCGUCGCCCUGGGCGCAUUAACGCCCCUCGUCACAGCGAAUCCAGAAGAUGGUCUUCCCUCAUAUCACUACGGCGCUCCCAUUCCCGUAGAAUGCAUGAACCGUAACUCAGAAACUGGCGAGCAUGUCGAAAACGAAAAGCACGAAAUCGAAUGGAAACCUUUCCCCGUCUGCAACGAAACCGGCCGCCCUCUUGAAUUCAACUACGGAACAGAAGGCGAAGUAAACUGCACGAUAGCCAUGAUCGACGAUCCUUUCUUCCACCUCCUCGAAUUCUACAUCCACUCCGAUGCGCCUCUAUCAUGUCGUAUUCCUGCGCGUCCAGCGGCCGAAGUCGAAGUCGUUGGCGAGAAGGUCCCCGAGCGCGAAUACGUCCCCGUAGUUUUCGCACUCGCGGGCACAUUACAGCUUAGCCAUAUACAUAUCAGCACGCAUAUGAAUGUGUUGCUGCAUAGUACGCCGAAGCAUCAUACUCAUGCUCAUGACAGUGGUGUUUUGGAUUCAGCGAUUGCGUAUAGUACUAGUCCUCUGCACCAUCUGCAGGGCUCGCAUACACGAAAAUUGGUCAUUGGCGAUCCAUUGCCGCUGAGCCUAUCUGUGCGAUGGUUUCCAACACCGGCACUGCCCAAGACAGAAGGAAAGGUAGAAUGGCAGGGCCUAGGCGGUCAUAUUUACGCGAGCACUGUGUUCUACAGUCUCGUGUCCUUUGGCGCUGGUGUGUUGUGUGCUACUAUGUACACUCUUGGUGUGAUUCUGCCCAGAAGACUCAAGGGACGAGCUCUCGGGGGUGCGACACCUUUGGGAUAUGGAGUGAACACCAUGGGCAAUGGAUGGGGAUACUCGAAGCAGAAUAAGAGAAUGGACUGAGAUUCUGGUUUUAUGUACAGUGCAUUUAUGGAGUCAGGGAUGGAUAUGGGAUUCUUGCAAUGUAGAACAGUAAUGUGAAAAGCCGGAGGCAACAGUCCACACCGACUACCUGCCAUACAAGUGCCGUUUUGUGACUGUGUUCUCUACUGUGUCUUGGGCUUGAUAUCAGUGCUCACACGGCGCAACAGUCGUGUGUACAUAUCAAUAGCCAUAGCACCAGCUUGAUCUCAUUAGUAAACAUUCAACAAACGGAUGGGGACUUACGAAUAAGCGCAUAAGGAAAAUACGUCCCCCAGACCAAGUUCCUCUUAUGCUCCUCGCUCACCAACUCAGGCCCCAUCUCCAACAGCUCAGCAACACAUGCAACGGAGCUCAUAGCAGUCAAGCAACCAUACGCCAGACCAGCGAGUUCAACAGGUCCAGAUGAAGGCUUCUUAGCAGCGAGGUUCCGCACGAUGUAAAUAGCCAGAGGGAAUUGAACAAAGAUCUCAAUGAAGAACAUGCUGCGGAACCAGGCACCAUGGAACUUGUCCCCGAAGAAGGGGUCCCCUGAAAAGGAGAGGUAUUGUUCUUUGACGUUGGCUAGAAAGUGGAGAGGGGCAUUGGGUGCAGAAUAGAUCGACUCAGGGUAGAACUCAGUGAAUUCGAGACCUGGGGAUUGUCAGUGAGA
This is a messenger RNA of Fusarium odoratissimum NRRL 54006, 1717 nucleotides long. RefSeq lists its product as uncharacterized. Bases 157 to 1047 code for a protein of 296 amino acids. Lineage: Eukaryota; Fungi; Ascomycota; Sordariomycetes; Hypocreales; Nectriaceae. The record is from RefSeq and is a predicted model, not a curated record. The transcript is spliced from 2 exons.